Messenger RNA from Limulus polyphemus (Atlantic horseshoe crab), 438 nucleotides. Its product is annotated as myosin-binding protein H-like. The transcript has 3 exons. Lineage: Eukaryota; Metazoa; Arthropoda; Merostomata; Xiphosura; Limulidae. The annotation marks the transcript as partial. Gene Ontology annotation, molecular function: protein binding. The record is from RefSeq and is a predicted model, not a curated record.
AUAUUAUUGAAGAGAAGACUGGAGAAAGUUCUAUGGAGUCCAUUUUGUUUAUAGCUGAGAGCGAGAGGAACGAUACGGACAGAUUUAACUGUCACGUCACUAACAAGUAUGGUAAUACCACAGCUAAUUUUCAGGUGAUCGUACAAGAGGAACCAGCUGCUCCCUCUGGUGUCAGGACUGUAGAAAAAACUGGAAGAACAAUAACAAUAAGAUGGGAUGAACCCAUAAAUGGUCAUAGUCCCAUCACUAGAUACCACGUACAAUACAAACAAAGAGAUUCAGAUACGUGGGAAAAGUUCACUGUGCCAUCCAAUAAAAACACAGUCGUUGUCGAAAACCUACUUCCGGCAAAUGUUUACCAUUUCCAAGUUGCCGCGGAGAAUUCCAUAGGGCUUAGCAACUACAGCGCCCUCUAUACAGGAGAAACCGAAGAGGAGG